AUGAGGAUCUCUCGCCGGCCGUCCUCCCCUGCUGCUCCCCAGCCGCCCCCGCUAUCAGCCGUCAGUGCAUUGCCGGCUGCUGCGGCAUCCCCCGUGGCAGCUUCGGGAGCAUCUGUGACUGUCAAGGGUGAGUCAAGACUUAGUCAGCCGCACCAAUCAAUCAGCCAGGGAGCAAUAGCCAGGGAGGGGAUGACAAGGCAAGGCAGAGGUCUGAGUGAGUCAGACGUCGACGCAUGCACGUGUGCGAAUGAAUGGAACCAACCGUCGAUUGUGCUUGUGGGUGUCAUGCAUGUCAGGCCUUUAUGCCCUACUGCAGGUGAGGUGCGUGUCCGAGUCCCCCCUGAGCGUGUCAGAACAACGAAUGAUUGGCUUGUCAGUCAUCCGUGUGUCCGUGUGUGUGGCAGGUCAUCUCAGGAGGCGCCUUGGCUUCGAUGGCCGACGCAGGCGGCCUGCUCUCGCCGGACGACACCAAGUACUCUGUGCCCUUGAGCAAUCAGACAUCAAGCAAACAGGGGGACUCACACACUCCUUACCUGUGAUUGUGUUGUGUAUUCAGAGCUCUUUCAAGGCUGUUCUACAACGUGUUUCAGCCAUGCCUGCUGUUCGUGGCCCUUGCGGAGAGCCUGGCACAAGUGAGGAUGGAUGGGCACAGACAGGACAGACACCACGCCCAGCCUACCUGCUUGCGCUCCUAUGUGUGUUGUGUUGUGUGCAGGGUGGCAUGCCUGUGCGUCUGCUGUUGGUCCUGCCCCUGAUGGCCCUCAUCCACAUCAUGUUCGGCUUCAUUGCCGCAUUCACCACGGGAAGACUCACUGGGUGAAUGCGGGGGAGGGAGCCGGGGAGGCAGGCAGGAAAGAAGGAAUGGAUGGCGUUCGGGUGGAUGCGUGGUGUGUUUGUUGGAAAUGCAGUUUGUCAAUGGGCGGCCGGGCUCAGAAGGAGCUCAACAUCCUCACAGGUCAGUCAGUCAGAUACAUACAGGUGGAUUGACGGGAAAUAAAGUGUGAGUCGUAGCUGACUGCGAUUGAAUCAAGUCCCCUCCGGGUCCGUCCUAACUGUACGUGCAGGCAUCGGGAACGCAGCAACGAUCCCGUUUUUAUUUAUCGAUGCGCUUUUCAGAGGCAGCAACAGCCCCUUACUCUCCCCAGCCCUCGCUGCUGCGGCCGUCUACCUUCUCACCUGGAACCCCAUUCUGUGGAGCGUUGGCAACGCCAUCCUCUGCGAUGCAUUCCCCGACCACACACACGACGGGCAGGGCGGUGAGGCAACAGCGGGCAUCGGCGACCUGGCGAGGUCGGCUUUUCUUUCCCCACCUGUCAUCGCCAGCGCCGCCGGGCUAGCCGCUGGCAGCAUCGCACCCGUCAGGGCUGCCCUUAUCGGGGCAAAUGCCCCGCUACGGUUCAUAUUCAGCUCCCUUCGUUCUAUCGGCGGCGCGGCGUUGCCGGCAGCCGUCAUAGUCCUGGGCGGCGCUCUUAGCCGGGCGCUACGGGAGGGCGAGGAGAAAAUCACACUAAGCAAUGUCCUACAGGUAAGUGAGUGAGCAUCAAGACAGACACGCGGGCGGGUAUCCUUGUUGGCUGAUUGGUUGAUUUGAACACAUAAACAGGCCCUUCGUGUGAUUUUUUCGAGGUUUGUUAUUGUCCCUGUGUGUGCAUUGGGCGCUCUUCGUGGAUUCGAGAGGCUGGGGCUGCUCACUGCUCAGGACUCCAUGGCGAGGAUGAUAGUUCUCAUGACAGGGUGGGUGAGUACAUGUCUGCCUGUCUACCUGGCCGGCCAUGCACACAAGUGUCAGGCAUGUUGUGUGAUAUUUUGUCGUGUGUUGUGUUGUGUCUUGUGUUUAGGUGUGCGAUGCCGUCGCCCAUCAUCUACGUGGCGAUGUUGAGGAUCGCCGGUCAGGCCAAGGGCGCAGGAAGGGCGGCCAAGAUGCUCGCAGUAAGUGAGCAGACACACAUGCACAACAGUGAUGUUACAUAGGCAGGCAGGCAGGCAGGCAAGGCAGAGGGAAGGGACCGAGGAGAGCGGGUAGGUGCCAGUAGAGUGCGUGCAGUGUCUGCAGUCUGUCGGCGGGGGUCUGGUCUGUCUUGCAAGUACAUGCAUAUCAUGUGUAUGUAUGUAUGUACAGUGGACAUGAGGACCAGUACUUACAAAGAUGGAGGGGUGUGUCUGUAUGGCUGUAUAUGUUGUGUGCAGGUGCAGUACAUGAUGGCGCUGGUGCCCAUGGCUUUGUCGCUGUCCUGGGUUCUCAGGGCAAGCGGCAUAGCGAUUUGA
Messenger RNA from Vitrella brassicaformis, 2265 nucleotides. The record is from the annotation of a GenBank genome assembly. NCBI's taxonomy places the organism in Eukaryota, Vitrellaceae.